Mobula hypostoma (lesser devil ray) is the source of this 1212-nucleotide messenger RNA. Its product is annotated as interferon-induced protein 44-like. Lineage: Eukaryota; Metazoa; Chordata; Chondrichthyes; Myliobatiformes; Myliobatidae. The record is from RefSeq and is a predicted model, not a curated record. Bases 16 to 1011 code for a protein of 331 amino acids. The transcript is spliced from 9 exons.
GGAAGAAAAAAAAAGAUGAGGAGUAGAUUUAAAAGGGGCCCAAAUUCGCACAUCAACCAAUCGCAAGUGAAAGUGAAAAUGCAAGCAGGAAAUAGACUUGGAUCGGGCAGGCAGAAGCUCGGGCAACACUCCGGCACCGAUCACUGGGUUUACGCAACGACGAACAUGGGAAGCAAAUUUUCAAAGAUCUGGCUUUUCAGGGGAAGCGAUUUUUCAAAGGACGGCUGUUUUCACUUCCCAACCAUGGACGAGCGGAAUCUGGGCACUUUGAGGAACUACUUGUGUAACUACAACCCUCCUGAGGGCUGUGGGGGCUGUAUAAACAUCCUGCUCUUUGGCAUGGUGGGGGCUGGGAAAUCGUCCGUCAUCAACACAUUCCUUUCUGCUCUGGAUCCACAAGGAACGACCGUAACCUGUGUUCCGACAGGAAACAAUCCCGGGUCUCUCACACCAGAGCUCAGGUCCUACGGAGCAGGGAAUUUAAAGUUUUGGGAUUCAGUUGGAUGGAAUGCUCUGGAGAACCCUGAUCAGACAAAGAGAGUGUUACAGAUGAUCCUGGAAGGGAGAGUUCCCAAAGGAAUGAAAUUAAACAGUUUCAACCCUGACUCGGAUGUUGCCAACUAUCCUGUUAUUCCGGAAAAUGUAAUUCACGGUGUCGCAUUCAUUUUUGACAUGAACACUGUAGACAGCAUCAGUGAGGAACAAAUAAAUGCAUUUAAGGAGUUACAGACAAUUGUGGCACAGAAAUAUAUUUACAGGGUUGUGAUUGGGACCAAGUUUGAACUACUAGGGAUACAAGAGGAUGACCAUGAGCAAAUUUAUGAAUACAAGCCACUGCAGAACAAGUUUACGAUGUUGUCAGACUUGACUGGGAUGGAGAAGCGUUCCAUGUUUGUGGUUUCGAAUCAAUGGAGAGGUGAUCAGAUCGAGAUGAUCAAAUGCAUCCUUGCCCUGUCCGCUCUGGAUAAUAUGAUCAGAAACAUCGACAAGUUUCUCAAAGUGACGAAGUAAUGGCUACACCUGACCUUGUACAGAACUGUUGAACUGAUCCUGUUUCAGGAGCAUAGUCAACGUUUUAGCCUGCUUUAGAGGCUCACAUCUGUAAAUCUGUUGUGUGAAGGAGAUUGAAAGCUGAGGACUUUUCAAUUAUAUAGAUACAAUGUUUCAGAACUUCACACAAAUUUCCUGACUCCAAAAUAAAGACAGUUUGAA